CUCGAAGCCAAAUGAGUGCUCGGAAUAAGGGCAAGUACAAGCGCGGAGGUGGAGGUGCCGGCCAUUCCCGGAACUUUAAAUCCAAUCGCGAUAGCGAACGCAGCCUUGCACAAUGUGCCAGCGAACUGGCAAUUGCGGACAGUGAUACGGAAGGAAGCGAUAGUAGUAGCGAUGGAAGCGAUUCCUCUGAGCAGGAGGGCGAGGCACAUGGCCAGGCUCCGGAGUUCACGGUCGCCAUGUGGGACCUAAACCACUGUGAUCCGAAGAAGUGUUCGGGGCGGAAGUUGGCGCGCCUGAACCUGAUACGCAUUUUGCGUCUGGGUCAGAAAUUUCCCGGCCUCGUGCUCACACCGGUGGGCGUCCACUGCGUGAGUCCCUUGGAUCGUGAGAUUGUGGCCUCUUCGGGCGUCGCCGUCGUAGAUUGCUCGUGGGCCAAGUUGGAGGAGACGCCUUUCAACCGCAUGCGCAGUCCACACCCACGUCUGUUGCCCUUUCUGGUGGCCGCCAAUCCCAUCAAUUACGGCAAGCCCUGCAAGCUGAGCUGUGUGGAGGCUAUUGCCGCCACACUAUACAUAUGUGGCUUCCAGGCGGAGGCGCACUGGUACAUGGGCAAGUUCUCCUGGGGUCACUCCUUCAUCGAGUUGAAUGAAAAGCUGCUCAACAAGUACGCGGCCUGCAAAAGCAGCGAGGAAAUACUAAAGGCACAAAAUGAAUAUCUGGAGGCGGAACAGUUGGAGCGCGAUAAGCCGCGCGACCUGAAGGAAUUCUAUCCCUCCAGCAGCAGCAGCAGCGAGUCUGAGGAGGAUGCCGAGGCCACUAAGAGUUAGUUCCUAGUUACAUCGUUUGUUUAUAAUGUGUUUUAUUUUUAUUGUAGAAGCCACAUCUUCAAAUGGCUAUAAUUGAGUAAAGGAUAGACGCAAUACAAAAAUAUACAUAUGUGCAUAUAUAGAUGAU
This is a messenger RNA of Scaptodrosophila lebanonensis, 954 nucleotides long. Its product is annotated as ribosome biogenesis protein TSR3 homolog. The record is from RefSeq and is a predicted model, not a curated record. Gene Ontology annotation, biological process: maturation of SSU-rRNA. The transcript has a single exon. Lineage: Eukaryota; Metazoa; Arthropoda; Insecta; Diptera; Drosophilidae. Gene Ontology annotation, molecular function: rRNA small subunit aminocarboxypropyltransferase activity. Bases 12 to 827 code for a protein of 271 amino acids.